Molecule: messenger RNA, 1599 nt
Organism: Aspergillus chevalieri
Lineage: Eukaryota; Fungi; Ascomycota; Eurotiomycetes; Eurotiales; Aspergillaceae
Gene: capA
Product: adenylate cyclase-binding protein
Exons: 3
Coding region: 1-1599 (532 amino acids)
Biological process (GO): cytoskeleton organization; regulation of adenylate cyclase activity
Cellular component (GO): cytoplasm
Molecular function (GO): actin binding; adenylate cyclase binding
Source: RefSeq, a predicted model, not a curated record
AUGGCAAGCGGCGGCCAUAUGCAUAACUUAACCACCCUGAUCAAGCGGCUCGAAGCCGCAACCUCCCGUCUGGAGGACAUGGCCAUGUCGCUUGAUGACCCCAAUGCCCCCAAGCCCGUCGAUAGUGGCACCAUUGCAGCUGCUCAGCCCGCAGUUCCCGCGCAGCCCCAACCACCAGCUCCCCCGGCGCCUCCCGCAGCCCCUCAGUCGCCGCCGCAGAUCGACGACUUCGAUGCUUUGAUCAAGAAUGAGGUCCAAACUUUUGUGGAUUUGGGUGAGAAGAUUGGUGGAUUGGUCGGGGAGCAGUCCAAAGCUGUCUUGCAAGCUUUCCAAGCUGAGCGGACCUUCGUCUACGUUUCGCUCAAGGCCCGGAAACCGUCGCCGCAGCCUCCUGAGCUUAUGACGGAGCUGCACAAUGCUUCUGAUACCAUCGACAACCUCCGCGAAGCGCACCGUGAUUCGCCGUAUUUCAGUCACCUUAGUGCUGUCGCAGAGGGUAUCGUUGCGCUGGGCUGGUUCUUCCAACCCAAGCCCGCUGAUUUCGUCAAUGAAAUGAUCAGCGGUAUUGAAUACUACGGGAACAAGGUUAUGAAGGAGUAUAAGGACAAGGACCGUACUCACGUUGAAUAUAUCCAAGGGUACUCUAAAAUCUUCAAGGCACUUGCGGCGUACCUCAAGAAGCACUAUGCCAAUGGUCUCACCUGGAACGAGAAGGACGGCGUCGAUGCUCAAGACGCCCUGCAACAGAUUAAGGGCGGUGCUUCUACUGGCAGCGCCGUGCCACCCCCUCCUCCCCCGCCGGUGCCAUCCCUCAAUGUGCCUGGCGGUGCUCCUCCGCCGCCUCCCCCGCCGGGUGCACUCCUCAAUCCCGCCCCGUCAGCGGCCCCAGCCGCUGACAUGUCUGCUGUCUUUGAUCAGCUGAACCAGGGAGAUGCGAUCACAUCGAAUCUCCGCAAGGUCGACAAAUCGCAGAUGACACACAAGAACCCCGCCCUCCGGCAAGGCUCGACAGUCCCCGGAGAGCGCGAGCGCCCCGGAUCCUCAGACAGCGUGUCUCGCGCCCGGUCCCCGCUCCCGAGCAAGAAGCCCAAGCCAGAGAGCAUGCGCGGCCGCAAGCCCCCGCGCAAGGACUUCGAGGGCAACAAGUGGUUCAUCGAGAACUACGACAACCCAGGCGAGAUCAUCGAGAUCCCCGCAGCGCAGAACCACUCCAUCCUCAUCUCCCGAUGUAACAAGACCAUAAUCAAGAUCAACAACAAGGCAAACGCUAUAUCCAUCGACAACUGCACCGGCUUGUCCAUCAUCGUCGACUCGUUAGUCAGCAGCCUGGACGUCAUCAAGUCGCCCAAGUUCGCUCUCCAGAUCGACGGUAUCGUCCCUACUCUUCUGUUUGACCAGGUCGACGGUGCUACUGUCUACCUGAGCCAGCAGAGCUUGGGCACGGAGGUGUUCUCGAGUAAGAGCACCGCUGUCAACAUCAUGCUUCCGCCGAAGGAGGGCACCGAUGAAGAUACCAAGGAAUGUCCUAUUCCUGAGCAGAUUAAGACGUACAUUAAGGACGGCAAGGUUGUUAGCGAGAUUGUUGAGCACGCUGGUUAA